This is a messenger RNA of Maudiozyma barnettii, 1551 nucleotides long. It is a transcript of the gene MRX6, whose product is annotated as Mrx6p. The transcript has a single exon. Bases 1 to 1551 code for a protein of 516 amino acids. The record is from RefSeq and is a predicted model, not a curated record. Gene Ontology annotation, cellular component: mitochondrion. NCBI's taxonomy places the organism in Eukaryota, Fungi, Ascomycota, Saccharomycetes, Saccharomycetales, Saccharomycetaceae.
AUGAAUAUACUUACUAAUUUUAGAUUGACCUCACCAUGUAUUGGGAACCCAAUCAAUAUACAUAAGAAUAAAGUAGUCUUUUCGAUAUCGUUAAUGAAUAAAAGGUUUAUAUCAACGUUGAAAGGAAAACAACAAGAUAAAAUCAACGAAAACUGCAAUAAAGCUGCAGAACAAUCCACUUCAAAUGCAACAAUAGCGAAUAAUAUAUCGAAUACUAACAAAAUAAUGGUUAAAAAUCGCAUAACAAAUAACUUAGCAUCAAAAGAGAACAAAAAAUACACAUUAGUACCCAAAGUACCUACCACAGAAUAUAUAUCCAUAUCCGACAUUGAGACGGAAGGUUUAUUUGCAGGAUAUAGGCCAUUAUUUCUAGGAAAAUCUACAUUACAAGGAUCUGAAUACUUUUCAAAAUAUGAUACAAAUUCUAUGUCAUCUUCUUUGGCAAAUUCUAAAUUGGUGGAUAUAAUAACUUCUUCAUUGAAGAAUCCCGAAAAAGCUUCUCAAUUAUAUCAACUUUUAUCGGAGAUUAAAGAUAACGAUUAUGAUGAAUCAGAUGAAAAGGAAAUCAGCCACUCUGCAAGAAAGACCCCUAUAGUUCCUUGGGAUGCAUCCAUAGGAGGUAUGUUAUACACAGACGACCCAUUUAGAAAUGUUCCAAAAAUGAUCGUAUCGAAAUUAAAACCCUUUGAACCAUUAACAGAAGAUAAUGUCAAACAGGAGACUACUGAUGCAACAAAUUCUAUGAUAGUGAUGAAAGUUCAUAAUCCAAGAAUAAAUGACGAUUUAGAGAUGGUAAAUUUAUUUGAUAAAGAUUCAACUGAUAAAAAAUUGUUUUAUCGGAAAUAUAAUAACGAUGGAACAAACUCGAGCACAUCGAGAUUAGAUAUUAAAAAGAUUGCUAAGCAGAGGAAAAUCUUUAAUACCGAACACAAAAAAAUGGCUUAUGACCAAAAAUUUAUCAAUGAUGACCAACAUAUAUUGAGGGCAGAGAUAAAAUCCUUAUUGAACUAUUUAUCCAAUGUCUUUUACGAACAAAGUGGUCUAACCGUCUAUGCUGACUCAAAGCCAUGCUUACUCCCUCUUAACACUUACGUUCAAUUAACAAAGUCUUCCGGAAGAACCAACAGAUUGUUCCUGAGAAAGACGAUUAUUGAUCAAAUCUUCCCAAUUUAUAAUACCAUCUUAGCUUCUCAUGAAUCAGCAGCAGAUAUCGCCAAGUUUAAAACAUUAAUAAUGUCAAAAAUCAAUACAAUUGUUAAAAAAUUGACGCAAACAAUACCGUCUAUAUGUUUCACGGAUUCAACUAAAUCGAUUGAUUGCCUAAUUAGAUUAAGUCCAGUACCUGGUUUUAAAAGAAUGUACUGGUUGAAACCAACCAAGAGACAUUACACCUUCUGGGGUCAUAAUUCGGAUAAACAAUAUUCACUUAGAUUGAAGAACAAUGAAUAUAUUACUCGAAACGGUGUUAAACAUAUGAAAUACCCAAAUUAUAUAAAUUGGCGAACUGUUGGUGAUGCCUUUGAUAAUUGGGAUUAUUUUACAAGAUUAUAA